GCAACAAAUCGUGUUUUUCGUAACAAAAAAAAAAAAAAAAAAAAAAAAACUAAAUCGACAGCACCAAUUUUCUUCACCAAAACCCAUUAUAUUAUUAUUCGUUGUUAUUAAUUCUAAGUUAGUUGGAAAGGUGUCACAACGGCAAGAACACUAUACCAAAAUCAAACCAACUACUCUCUCUACCCUUAAUAUAAAAAUAUCUACAAAACGGCCAUUAGAACCAAAAAAAAAAAAAACCAAACCAACAACCAGUGUUAUAAGUUAUUUUAUUUUAUUUUUGGUUCUUCGUUAAUUCUUAUAAUAACUUAAUGGAUAUUUUGAUUUGAUUUAUUAAUUUCAAAUCUUUGAUUUUUAAAAGAGUGCUGAGUGUUAUUAUUUAAAUAAUAAAUCGUACAAAACAAAAACUUAAUAAAGAAGAUACUUUUUCUAUACAAUCUUGUGUUAAUAAAGCUACACGUUAAAUUUUUAUUUUUUGAAUGAACGAAUCGUCUAUGCCACACACUCUGUUAUUCAGACUUCACACACAACCGCUCCGACGGUAAUUCGCAUGGAUUAACAAAUAAAUACAAAAAAAAACAAAUAAUUUUUUUUUUGUAUUGUGUUUUUAUUUUUUUUUGUGAAAACUUAAGUGCCUAUAAAUAUAACAAGAGAUAUUUAUAAAUUAAAAAAUAAAUAUAUUUAAAAUUAAAAAAAAAAAACCUCUUCACAAAUGUUCAAAUCAAACAUACCUAAACCUACCGCUUAAAUUAUUUUGUAUAAAUUAUAACUAAACUGAUUAUACAAAAAAUUAAAUUUAAAAUUUAAAUUUUUUAAAAACUAUGACAAACGAAUCCAGUUCUAUGACAAUGAAAAGUGAUAAUGAAAGCAAAUUAGUUAACACUACUAUUACUAGUAAUAACAAUAUUAUCGUGAAUAACAACAAUAACAAUAUUUACUACACCUGCAAUAGUAGCAACAAGUCAAUACCAAUAACAACAACAAUAACCGUGGCGGCAACAUCAUCACCAGCAUCGUCAACAUCGGUGAUAGUUAGUGAUUUGCCAUCAAUAACAUUAGCGCCAUUUGCUAAGAUCAAACGUGAAACUGAUUGUAUAAGUACUAGUAACGAUUAUACCAAUCGAUCAUCAUCAUCAUCAUCAAUGGUGGUUAUGAAAUCAGUUUCAAAUAAUUCUCAAGUGCCAACAAAUAAUAGUAAUAAUAAUACAGUAAGUGCAAAAAUGGGCUCACGUCGCAUAUUCACGCCGCAAUUUAAAUUGCAAGUUCUCGAAUCAUAUCGCAAUGAUGCCGAUUGCAAGGGCAACCAAAGGGCUACAGCUCGCAAAUAUAACAUUCAUCGUAGGCAAAUUCAAAAAUGGUUGCAAUGCGAAUCGAAUUUACGUUCAUCGGUAGCGAAUAUUUGUGCGAACAAUGUGAAACAUCAGUUUCAUAAUAUUACCCAUCAUCAUCAAAUGCCAAUUGUAACAAAUUCAACUUUGCCAUUGCCAUCGUCGUCGGCUGCGGCAUCUUCAUCGUCGUCAAUACAUUCAAAUAAUAAUCAACAUCAUCAUCAUCAUGCCCACCAUAAUCAACAACAAUAUAAAGCCAUUAAUAAUCGGCUGUCCUUGGACACAACCAGACAUAGCGUCGCUCUAACUUCCAUACAGAUUCCAACAAGCAAAGGGGUGUUGGCGGCAGCAGCACAAGCAGCAGCAGCAGCAGCAACUAAUAAUGUAGGAGAUGUAGUAGGUGCAGUGGCACCAUUAUCAUCGUCGUCGCCCUCGUCUACGGCGUUCUUGUCGUCGUCCACUAGCACAGUGAAAAGCCUACGCGCACCUACAUCACCCGUUCUCCAUUCUCAGAUUCUAACCAAGUCAUCGUCGUCGUCGUCGGCAGUGGUGGCGGUAUCACCAUCAACAAAAGGGGGACAAUCGGUAGUUGUUGGUGGAGCAACAACACCAUUACAUAUCUAUCAUCAUCAUGAUAGUAUGGGUAUUCACACACCACCUGCUUCCAUGUCAAGUGUGCCAGUAUCAGUACCAAUAAUUACACCACAUCCGCAUACACACUUGCAUGUGACUAAUUUGAAAAUUCAUCAUUACCAGCACCUCCACAUGGAACAACAACAACAUCAUCAUCACCAACACCAUCAUAAUCUACAUCACCCAUACAAUCAAAUACAACUACCUCCGCCGCCGCCAUCAAGUGAACGACGUCCGUUCAUGCCGUCAGCAAGUCUGCCUGCUUUACCUACUUCUUCAUCGUCGUCGUCUUCAUCGUCGUCGUCGACGUUCUCAACAACAACCACAACUACAUCGCCCUCUUCACCCCCGGCUUCAACACCAUUGACAGCUGUUGCUCUCUCAUGCACAGACACUCUGGCAACCAACAACCCUGCCGCUCGUAUUGCUGCUGUUUCUAUGCCUCUUGCUCAUGUAGAGGAAAAUCGAAUCGUUGUCGACGAGUUACGUGACUAUCGGUCGACGUCAACAGAAAAUCGUUAUAUGAAUGAAAAUGAGUACGCUGCUGCUGUACAAAGCAGAACACUAAUGCAUCGUGCUUAUGAAGGAUUCCAUUACCUUCCAUUGCCAAUGCACAUGUAUCCGGCUGCAACAGCAGCGACGAUGAUAGCGCCAAUCGAUUUAUCAUUGGGGACGAAACGUCUUGGCGGUUAUUCGCUUGCUUCACCAUCCACACUCAAUGAGAAUACAAAUUUGGAGCGGCAUCAGGAAUAUGCUGAAACUAUCAUUAAAUACGAACAACCAUCAUCACCAAAGAGCGAAGACAACAAUGAUGAUGAUGAUGAUGAUUCUCAGUUAAAUGUUGUUGAUUCUGAUAUUUCGGAAUCAUCUUCAUCGGUUGUAGAUUUGACUUUGAGAAAACGUAAAGUUCUUAUGCCUAUUUCUGGAGAAAUUACAGCUGAAAAACAUACAAAAGUUAAUGAAAAUGAGACGACCGAGAAGCCAUCUUCUGAGCCACCGAAAACCUUUAAACUCUUCAAACCUUAUUUAUUAGAUGAAGAAGAGGCUAAAAAGUCUAGCGACGAAUCAUCAAGUAAAAUCAGCAAGCAAAAGGAUCCAAUUAUUUGGAGUCAUCAUACUGCUUGUUUAUCGCCACCAAUCAGCAUCGAUAGUCUUCAAUCGAGCAGUCGUGGAAGUAAUUUUCAAUCGCCUCCAGUCGAUUCAGCCUAUCCAUUUCCAGCCGGGAGUCCCACAUUUCAAACCACAAGUGCAGCAACAUCAGCCGGCUUUAGAUGUCCCAAAGGCUCACCUGUAUCCGGUUACGAAUCAUCAUCGUCCAUCUACUCCGAUUCAGUAUCAUCGAAUAGCGGAGACAACAACAAUAACAACAACGCAACCCCUAACUCCGCCACCAUCAGCUACCGUUUCGACCUCAAGGUCCAAAACAUCAACGGUGACCUCCCGAACAAUAACCUGAUAUCACCCACACCCAAGCGUCCCUUCAUUCCUGACGAACACAUCCCCCUUCUUCAUCCUCCCACUCACAUCAAUCAUGUUCAGAGAUGGCUGGACCAAGAAUCUGGCAUUAGGCAGGGUAUUGCUUUGUAUGUUUAAAAAACAUCCAAAAAACCUGCUUAAAAAAAAGUUCUGUUCGAUUUGAAAUCGACUUAAAAAAGAAAAAUAACUGUUUUCGUUAAAUUUUUUUUGUACAUAAGGCAAUAUUUUUAUUGAAUGUUUUAAUAAUUUUAAUGUUUAAGAUAAAUUAAAUAACCACCAAACAGCAUAUCACAAUAUUAUUUCAAAAACAUAUUAAAAAAUAUUUAAAAUUUCUAAAAAAAUACAAAAAAAAAACAAAUUUUUAAUUUGUAUAUCAAAUUGUAUAUCAUUGAGGCUUUAUUCAGAAUUGAACAUAAAUAAAAAAUAUAAA
Molecule: messenger RNA, 3864 nt
Organism: Episyrphus balteatus (marmalade hoverfly)
Lineage: Eukaryota; Metazoa; Arthropoda; Insecta; Diptera; Syrphidae
Gene: brk
Exons: 1
Coding region: 819-3551 (910 amino acids)
Source: RefSeq, a predicted model, not a curated record